Molecule: messenger RNA, 1856 nt
Organism: Rubroshorea leprosula
Lineage: Eukaryota; Viridiplantae; Streptophyta; Magnoliopsida; Malvales; Dipterocarpaceae
Source: the annotation of a GenBank genome assembly
GCUAUUUCUGCAUCAGAAUUCAGAACGCCAAAAAAUCAAAUUCCAACACAAACACAUUACACAUUUUUCUUUCCCGAAUCUCUCUUCUCUUUGUCUCCGCUAAUGGAUUCUCCUUCCCGCUUCUCCGUCAUCGUCAUCGGCGCCGGCAUCUCCGGAAUAUCUGCAGCGAAGGUGUUGGCCGAGAACGGAAUAGACGAUUUGCUGAUUCUGGAAGCUUCGGAUCGUAUUGGCGGUAGGAUCCGGAAAGAGAAGUUCGGAGGCGUGACGGUGGAGCUCGGAGCUGGUUGGAUCGCCGGCGUAGGAGGAAAAGAGUCCAAUCCGGUGUGGGAGCUCGCCUCUGGUUCGGGCCUGCGAACGUGCCUUUCUGAUUAUAGCAAUGCGCGGUAUAACAUCUACGAUCGAAGUGGAAAGAUAUUUCCCAGUGGAAUCGCUGCGGACUCAUACAAAAAAGCUGUUGACUCAGCGAUUCAGAAGCUAAGGGACCAAGAGGAUGAUGAUGAUAUCUCUACAGCAAUCGAAUCGACUUCCGCACCAAAGACACCCAUAGAGCUGGCAAUUGAUUUCAUAUUACAUGAUUUUGAGAUGGCAGAGGUUGAGCCAAUAUCAACAUAUGUAGACUUUGGGGAAAGAGAAUUUCUUGUUGCAGAUGAAAGAGGUUAUGAGCAUUUACUCUACAAAAUGGCUCAGGAAUUUUUAUUAACCUCAGAAGAAGGCAAAAUCUUGGAUAAUCGUCUCAAACUAAACAAGGUUGUGAGGGAAUUACAGCACUCGAGGAACGGCGUUACAGUGAAAACAGAGGAUGGUUGCGUUUACGAAGCCAACUAUGUGAUUUUGUCAGUUAGCAUUGGCGUUCUCCAAAGCGACCUCAUUGCUUUUAAGCCACCAUUGCCCAGGUGGAAAAAGGAGGCCAUAGAGAAAUGUGAUGUCAUGGUGUACACAAAGAUUUUCCUCAAGUUUCCGUAUAAGUUCUGGCCUUAUGGGCCUGAGAAAGAGUUCUUCAUUUACGCCCACGAGCGAAGAGGCUAUUUCACGUUCUGGCAGCACAUGGAGAAUGCAUAUCCUGGUUCCAAUAUCCUGGUCGUUACGUUGACGAAUGAGGAAUCUAAACGUGUGGAAGCUCAGCCCGAUGCAGAGACACUGAAAGAAGCCAUGGGUGUGCUUAGAGACAUGUUUGGGCCGGACAUACCUGAUGCCAUUGACAUAAUUGUUCCCCGCUGGUGGAACAACAGGUUCCAGCGUGGCAGCUAUAGCAACUACCCCAUAAUCUCUAACGACCAAGUCGUUCAGGAUAUGAAGGCCCCAGUUGGUUGCAUUUUCUUUACUGGUGAACACACAAGUGAAAGAUUUAAUGGUUACGUGCACGGUGGAUACCUUGCAGGUAUCGAAACAAGUAAAGCAUUACUUGAAGAAAUCAAGAAGGAAAGAAAGAACGAGAAUCAAACGUUCCUGCUAGAGCCUUUGUUAGCAUUCACAGGAUCAUUAACUUUGAAACAGACAGAGCCAGUCUCCAGUCUCCAAAAAUGUGACAUUCCCACACAAUUAUAUUUGAGUAAAGGCAAUUUUGGCAUUUCAGAAGCAAUCUUAUGACUAUAUGGACCUCUCUCUAACAACAUUCUUGAUGAUAUGAAGACUGAUACCGAUGAUCAUAAAAACAAUGAGACAGAUGGUCAAGGGGAUUCCAUUCCAAAGUUGGACAGAACCACUAACACUGUUUGCAAGAAUGAAGGGCAUUCAAGAAAAUUGGAAUAGAUGCACGAAUGAUCAAAAAUCUGUAGAUGCAGCCCUCUUCAUAAUGCAAUUGCUGAACAUUGGAGGGUGCUUGGUUGUUGGAUUUUGAAGAAAGUGGUUUGCAGCCU